AUGUUGUGGUCACGAGAGGCCUGGUGUCCUGUGUCUCAGAAGCUGUGGAGUUUGUGUGGAAGAAAAGCCAUCGAACGCAGGAGAACAGAACCAGGAACAGCAGCAGGAGAACAGUACCAGGAACAACAGCAGGAACAGACCAGGAACACUCAGGAACAAGAGAACAGUACUAGGAACAACAGUAGCAAGAGAACAGUACCAGGAACAACAACAGCAGGAGAACAGUACCAGGAACAACAGCAGCAGGAGAACAGUACCAGGAACAGCAGCAGGAGAACAGUACCAGUAACAACAGCAUCAGGAGAACAGUACCAGGAACAGCAGCAGGAGGAAAACAGUACCAGGAACAGCAGCAGCAGGAGAACAGUACCAGGAACAGCAACAGCAGGAGAACAGUACCAGAAACAGCAGCAGCAGGAGAACAGUACCAGGAACAACAGCAGGAGAACAGUACCAGGAACAGCAGCAGCAGCAGCAGAACAGUACCAGGAACAACAGCAGGAGAGCAGUACUAGGAACAGCAGCAGCAGGAGAACAGUACUAGGGACAGCAGCAGCACGAGAACAGUACCAGGAACAGCAGCAGCAAGAGAAUGGUAACAGCGGCAGCAGGGCGAGGGAAGGUUUAACAUGA
This is a messenger RNA of Homarus americanus (American lobster), 633 nucleotides long. Its product is annotated as UPF0746 protein DDB_G0281095-like. The coding region runs from base 1 to 633 and encodes 210 amino acids. The record is from RefSeq and is a predicted model, not a curated record. The transcript has 2 exons. NCBI's taxonomy places the organism in Eukaryota, Metazoa, Arthropoda, Malacostraca, Decapoda, Nephropidae.